AUGCCUCGUCAAACAUCAAGACUACCAAAGAAGAUAUCAUCUCCUAGGUCAACUUCAAUCGUGAAAAAAUCUGUUUCUUCUAAAUCAUCUCCCACAUUUAAUACUUCAGACAGACUUCCCAAACCUAAUGAAGGUGAAUAUUAUGAAGAUGAUGAACAAAAAACUACUAAUACUAAUACUACUACUUCUGUUAUUACAAUUACUACUGUCAAACCAAAACUAACUGCUCAAACAGAAAAAAUAUCAGAACAAAAAUCAUCUAAUCAAUUAAAGCCAAUGUUGAAAAAAACUAUUGUAUACAAACAAGCACCAACAUUAAAUUCAUCAGAUGAAUAUUAUGAUGAUGAAAUUACAGAAACUACAUGGGUUAUUAAAUUAGGUGAUAAAAAUGUAACCGAUAAAGAUAUGCUUGAUUUUAUUAAUAGUCAAAUUAAUGGUGGAACUUUGUUACAAAAUAAUUCAACAAAACUUAAUACUACCUCCUCAGAUAAGAAUAAUAAAGAAACUGAAACAUCAUGGUUUUCAGUACCUGAAACAAAAAAUAUGAAUGAAAAAUGGAUUUCUCAAUUCCUUGAUAAUGAUAAUGAUAUAGAUAUAUCAGGGAAAAAUCGAUAUGGAAUUGCUUCAAGCAAUACAACACGUCAAUUAGUAUCUAAAAGUUUUUGGAUUUCUGAUGAUUUUGAAAAAGAAUUAAAAGAAAUGGACUUUUUAGGAAUGUUACGUAAUUCAACUGAAUUAAAUGAUAUUAUCAAUAAAAAAUUGGAUUUCUCUUCAUCAUUUAGCCAAGUUAGUAACAGUGCUUUGUCCAAUGAAUCAACAAAUACCUCAUCAAUUUCUAAUCCCGUGAAAUCAGUUUCACUUCAUUUUUGUCGUUCAGCAAGAGGAAUUAAUCAGUCUGAUCCGAACUCUGUACCUAAGAACACAAGUGAUGUUAGAUGUAAUAUUCCAAUUGCACAUUUAACUCCAAAAGGUCAUGAGCUUAAGUCUAUAUCCAUUGAUUUUGACGCUAAAUGUUUACCGAAACCAAAUCCAUUAUUACAAGGUGAAAAUGUCAUCAAAGUUGUCGGACAUUCACCACAAUCAAAUGUAAUCAAUAUGAGAAAUGAAACAAAAUAUCAUUCAGCAAACAUUACACAUACAAAAUAUGAUCAACCUGUCAAUAUACAAGCAGGUUCACAAUUCGAUUUCCCUGUGGAAGUAAAUCCUAAAUCAGUUUUAGACCUCUAUUCUGAUAUAAAAAAGAAGCGACUUGCAAAACGAAUCGUGAAAAGAAAAAAAAUAAGAUAUGGAGAAAGUGAAAACAAUGGUAACAUGAAUGUGAGAAUGAUUACACGACGUAUUAGACGUGUUUUGGGAAAAAUACAUUCAGAUAAAGCAUCUCCAGCAGAAGGUGAUAAUAAAAGAACUGUAGUGAAUAUAAAACGAAAAGACAUUACGACAGUUGACAAUGAUGAUACAUUAAAAGAUUGGAAAAGUUUAAUUCGUAGAAAGAAAGAUGAUAUGAAACGUGUAUUGAUAAAACGGGUUAAAGCGAAAAAACGAGAUGUUAAUGAACAUAUUGAAUCGUCAAAAUCUAAAGAGAGAUUUAUUGUACAAAAAAUUAGACGUCAUGUACAGAAAGAAGCAGAAGAAGCAAAGAAUCGUAUUCUUAUUAGAACACGCAAAAGAAAACGUAUUCGUAAAUCAACAUCCAUGGAAAAAAUAAAAGAACAUUUACAUAGACGAAGAUGGAGAAUUAGAAGACGACGAAUAGGACCUCAACCCGGAGCGACACCAGACACACAAUCGCCUUCCAGCACAACACCGGACGACGACGAUCUCUACAUCUACUACAUUGACAAGUCUGGUAAGAGGAGAAGACGACCUCGACCUCGUACAACACCAUCAGACACACCAACCAGCUCGACACCAGUCACCGGUUCAGUGAAACAACCCGGAGCGACACCAGACACACAAUCGCCUUCCAGCACAACACCGGACGACGACGAUCUCUACAUCUACUACAUUGACAAGUCUGGUAAGAGGAGAAGACGACCUCGACCUCGUACAACACCAUCAGACACACCAACCAGCUCGACACCAGUCACCGGUUCAGUGAAACAACCCGGAGCGACACCAGACACACAAUCGCCUUCCAGCACAACACCGGACGACGACGAUCUCUACAUCUACUACAUUGACAAGUCUGGUAAGAGGAGAAGACGACCUCGACCUCGUAAAACACCAUCAGACACACCAACCAGCUCGACACCAGUCACCGGUUCAGUGAAACAACCCGGAGCGACACCAGACACACAAUCGCCUUCCAGCACAACACCGGACGACGACGAUCUCUACAUCUACUACAUUGACAAGUCUGGUAAGAGGAGAAGACGACCUCGACCUCGUAAAACACCAUCAGACACACCAACCAGCUCGACACCAGUCACCGGUUCAGUGAAACAACCCGGAGCGACACCAGACACACAAUCGCCUUCCAGCACAACACCGGACGACGACGAUCUCUACAUCUACUACAUUGACAAGUCUGGUAAGAGGAGAAGACGACCUCGACCUCGUAAAACACCAUCAGACACACCAACCAGCUCGACACCAGUCACCGGUUCAGUGAAACAACCCGGAGCGACACCAGACACACAAUCGCCUUCCAGCACAACACCGGACGACGACGAUCUCUACAUCUACUACAUUGACAAGUCUGGUAAGAGGAGAAGACGACCUCGACCUCGUAAAACACCAUCAGACACACCAACCAGCUCGACACCAGUCACCGGUUCAGUGAAACAACCCGGAGCGACACCAGACACACAAUCGCCUUCCAGCACAACACCGGACGACGACGAUCUCUACAUCUACUACAUUGACAAGUCUGGUAAGAGGAGAAGACGACCUCGACCUCGUAAAACACCAUCAGACACACCAACCAGCUCGACACCAGUCACCGGUUCAGUGAAACAACCCGGAGCGACACCAGACACACAAUCGCCUUCCAGCACAACACCGGACGACGACGAUCUCUACAUCUACUACAUUGACAAGUCUGGUAAGAGGAGAAGACGACCUCGACCUCGUAAAACACCAUCAGACACACCAACCAGCUCGACACCAGUCACCGGUUCAGUGAAACAACCCGGAGCGACACCAGACACACAAUCGCCUUCCAGCACAACACCGGACGACGACGAUCUCUACAUCUACUACAUUGACAAGUCUGGUAAGAGGAGAAGACGACCUCGACCUCGUAAAACACCAUCAGACACACCAACCAGCUCGACACCAGUCACCGGUUCAGUGAAACAACCCGGAGCGACACCAGACACACAAUCGCCUUCCAGCACAACACCGGACGACGACGAUCUCUACAUCUACUACAUUGACAAGUCUGGUAAGAGGAGAAGACGACCUCGACCUCGUAAAACACCAUCAGACACACCAACCAGCUCGACACCAGUCACCGGUUCAGUGAAACAACCCGGAGCGACACCAGACACACAAUCGCCUUCCAGCACAACACCGGACGACGACGAUCUCUACAUCUACUACAUUGACAAGUCUGGUAAGAGGAGAAGACGACCUCGACCUCGUAAAACACCAUCAGACACACCAACCAGCUCGACACCAGUCACCGGUUCAGUGAAACAACCCGGAGCGACACCAGACACACAAUCGCCUUCCAGCACAACACCGGACGACGACGAUCUCUACAUCUACUACAUUGACAAGUCUGGUAAGAGGAGAAGACGACCUCGACCUCGUAAAACACCAUCAGACACACCAACCAGCUCGACACCAGUCACCGGUUCAGUGAAACAACCCGGAGCGACACCAGACACACAAUCGCCUUCCAGCACAACACCGGACGACGACGAUCUCUACAUCUACUACAUUGACAAGUCUGGUAAGAGGAGAAGACGACCUCGACCUCGUAAAACACCAUCAGACACACCAACCAGCUCGACACCAGUCACCGGUUCAGUGAAACAACCCGGAGCGACACCAGACACACAAUCGCCUUCCAGCACAACACCGGACGACGACGAUCUCUACAUCUACUACAUUGACAAGUCUGGUAAGAGGAGAAGACGACCUCGACCUCGUAAAACACCAUCAGACACACCAACCAGCUCGACACCAGUCACCGGUUCAGUGAAACAACCCGGAGCGACACCAGACACACAAUCGCCUUCCAGCACAACACCGGACGACGACGAUCUCUACAUCUACUACAUUGACAAGUCUGGUAAGAGGAGAAGACGACCUCGACCUCGUAAAACACCAUCAGACACACCAACCAGCUCGACACCAGUCACCGGUUCAGUGAAACAACCCGGAGCGACACCAGACACACAAUCGCCUUCCAGCACAACACCGGACGACGACGAUCUCUACAUCUACUACAUUGACAAGUCUGGUAAGAGGAGAAGACGACCUCGACCUCGUAAAACACCAUCAGACACACCAACCAGCUCGACACCAGUCACCGGUUCAGUGAAACAACCCGGAGCGACACCAGACACACAAUCGCCUUCCAGCACAACACCGGACGACGACGAUCUCUACAUCUACUACAUUGACAAGUCUGGUAAGAGGAGAAGACGACCUCGACCUCGUAAAACACCAUCAGACACACCAACCAGCUCGACACCAGUCACCGGUUCAGUGAAACAACCCGGAGCGACACCAGACACACAAUCGCCUUCCAGCACAACACCGGACGACGACGAUCUCUACAUCUACUACAUUGACAAGUCUGGUAAGAGGAGAAGACGACCUCGACCUCGUAAAACACCAUCAGACACACCAACCAGCUCGACACCAGUCACCGGUUCAGUGAAACAACCCGGAGCGACACCAGACACACAAUCGCCUUCCAGCACAACACCGGACGACGACGAUCUCUACAUCUACUACAUUGACAAGUCUGGUAAGAGGAGAAGACGACCUCGACCUCGUAAAACACCAUCAGACACACCAACCAGCUCGACACCAGUCACCGGUUCAGUGAAACAACCCGGAGCGACACCAGACACACAAUCGCCUUCCAGCACAACACCGGACGACGACGAUCUCUACAUCUACUACAUUGACAAGUCUGGUAAGAGGAGAAGACGACCUCGACCUCGUAAAACACCAUCAGACACACCAACCAGCUCGACACCAGUCACCGGUUCAGUGAAACAACCCGGAGCGACACCAGACACACAAUCGCCUUCCAGCACAACACCGGACGACGACGAUCUCUACAUCUACUACAUUGACAAGUCUGGUAAGAGGAGAAGACGACCUCGACCUCGUAAAACACCAUCAGACACACCAACCAGCUCGACACCAGUCACCGGUUCAGUGAAACAACCCGGAGCGACACCAGACACACAAUCGCCUUCCAGCACAACACCGGACGACGACGAUCUCUACAUCUACUACAUUGACAAGUCUGGUAAGAGGAGAAGACGACCUCGACCUCGUAAAACACCAUCAGACACACCAACCAGCUCGACACCAGUCACCGGUUCAGUGAAACAACCCGGAGCGACACCAGACACACAAUCGCCUUCCAGCACAACACCGGACGACGACGAUCUCUACAUCUACUACAUUGACAAGUCUGGUAAGAGGAGAAGACGACCUCGACCUCGUAAAACACCAUCAGACACACCAACCAGCUCGACACCAGUCACCGGUUCAGUGAAACAACCCGGAGCGACACCAGACACACAAUCGCCUUCCAGCACAACACCGGACGACGACGAUCUCUACAUCUACUACAUUGACAAGUCUGGUAAGAGGAGAAGACGACCUCGACCUCGUAAAACACCAUCAGACACACCAACCAGCUCGACACCAGUCACCGGUUCAGUGAAACAACCCGGAGCGACACCAGACACACAAUCGCCUUCCAGCACAACACCGGACGACGACGAUCUCUACAUCUACUACAUUGACAAGUCUGGUAAGAGGAGAAGACGACCUCGACCUCGUAAAACACCAUCAGACACACCAACCAGCUCGACACCAGUCACCGGUUCAGUGAAACAACCCGGAGCGACACCAGACACACAAUCGCCUUCCAGCACAACACCGGACGACGACGAUCUCUACAUCUACUACAUUGACAAGUCUGGUAAGAGGAGAAGACGACCUCGACCUCGUAAAACACCAUCAGACACACCAACCAGCUCGACACCAGUCACCGGUUCAGUGAAACAACCCGGAGCGACACCAGACACACAAUCGCCUUCCAGCACAACACCGGACGACGACGAUCUCUACAUCUACUACAUUGACAAGUCUGGUAAGAGGAGAAGACGACCUCGACCUCGUAAAACACCAUCAGACACACCAACCAGCUCGACACCAGUCACCGGUUCAGUGAAACAACCCGGAGCGACACCAGACACACAAUCGCCUUCCAGCACAACACCGGACGACGACGAUCUCUACAUCUACUACAUUGACAAGUCUGGUAAGAGGAGAAGACGACCUCGACCUCGUAAAACACCAUCAGACACACCAACCAGCUCGACACCAGUCACCGGUUCAGUGAAACAACCCGGAGCGACACCAGACACACAAUCGCCUUCCAGCACAACACCGGACGACGACGAUCUCUACAUCUACUACAUUGACAAGUCUGGUAAGAGGAGAAGACGACCUCGACCUCGUAAAACACCAUCAGACACACCAACCAGCUCGACACCAGUCACCGGUUCAGUGAAACAACCCGGAGCGACACCAGACACACAAUCGCCUUCCAGCACAACACCGGACGACGACGAUCUCUACAUCUACUACAUUGACAAGUCUGGUAAGAGGAGAAGACGACCUCGACCUCGUAAAACACCAUCAGACACACCAACCAGCUCGACACCAGUCACCGGUUCAGUGAAACCUGUAACCACUGAGGUUGAUUAUUACGAAAAUUAUGAAGAUAUAUCUACCACAAUUGGAGUAAAGAAAAUUUCGAAACGAACUACAAAUUCAAUAGAUCAGUUCAAGCCAAUUAUGAGGAAAACUAUUAUAUACAAAGAAAAACCUUCAUCAAAUUCAUCAGAUGAUUAUUAUGAUGAAGUGGUUGAAACAACAUGGGUUGUUAAAUUGGGUGAUAAAAAUAUAACUGAUAAAGAUCUACUCAAUUAUCUUAACAAUCAAACAAACGAUGAAGAUUUAUUUGAGCGUAAGAAUGGAAGUAAAAAUUCAGAUGAAAACUCAAUAGAAACGGAAACUUCUUGGUUUACAAUGGGUAGAAAAAAUAAUCUAACAGAGAAAGAUAUCAUGAAGUUCUUUGAUGAUCAACUAGACUUAGACGACCUGUUAAAAACAGUUUUACCAACUGGAAAAGAAAAAACACCUCCACGUGAAGUGAUCUCAAAGAAAGUUUGGAUCUCAGAUAAUCUUGACAAAGAAUUAAAAGAAUGGAAUUUUGACCAAAUUGUACAAGAUACAUUUAAGGAUAUAUUAAAACAAAUUAUGUAUAAUUUCUUUGUUUCGAACUAUUAUGAAUUAAUCUUGAAGGAAACUAUAAUUUAUAAUCGAAGUAACCCUUAUUAUCCAUGA
Messenger RNA from Schistosoma bovis, 7554 nucleotides. Lineage: Eukaryota; Metazoa; Platyhelminthes; Trematoda; Strigeidida; Schistosomatidae. The record is from the annotation of a GenBank genome assembly.